UGUAUGUCAUCAUCUUAUUCUUAAAAGCCGUUGCUGCGAACAGAGACGACAACAACGGAUGAGCAACGAAGCACACAACAUCAGAUCCACCUGAUUCUGUUUUUCAUCACCUCCUUCUCUGUUCCGUUUCCUCCUCCUCUCUGUUUCGCUUUGGCCCAAUGAGUUGAGCCGCAUUGAAGGAAUCCACGUGCAGUGGACUGAGUGAGUGAGCGAGUGAGCGAGUGAAGAGGAUGUUUCGUUCUGCGAGAUGGAGGAGCGACAAGAACAGGGUCAAAGCAGUUUUCAAGCUGCACUUCCAUGCCACCCAGGUGUUUCAAUCUGGAAUGGAUGCAUUGGUUCUGUCUAUAGUUCCAGGGGACAUUGGAAAGCCAACUACGAAAUUGGAGAAAGCUGCAGUUCGAGAUGGAACUUGCAGAUGGGACAAUCCGGUGUAUGAAACUGUGAAAUUUGUUCAGGAGUCUAAGACUGGGAAAGUCAGUGAUAGAAUAUAUCAUUUUUUGGUUUCAACGGGUUUACCAAAAGCUAGUUCCAUUGGGGAGGUUUCUAUAAACUUUGCUGAUUAUGUGGAGACCACAAAGCCCUCCUCUGUUUCUCUUCCCAUCAGGAUUUCUCAUUGUGAUGCUGUUUUGCAUGUAUCAAUUCAGAGGCUGCAAGAAAACGGUGAUCGAAGAGAGGAAGAUGAAUGCGAAGAUUCCAAACUGAAAUCCGACGAUAGGAGCUCAAGGAACCAAUUGAACAACGGCGAUACGGAUGAAACCACCAAAAGUUAUUCUUCUGAAGAUGUCUCUGCCAAAGCAAUUGUCAAUAGAGCUGAAUUGAGUUCUAAUUACAGGACAUCCAGCGGCUCUGAUAUGACAUUGUCAAGUUCUGAUGACAGCUCUGGACUCGAUACUCCCCGCGAAAUUGGAACAAGAAAAAAGAACAUCCACCUCAACACCAAAGGGUUUCUUCCAGAUCCUGUUCUGCUCCAUGCUUCAGAACCUCAAAACCUUGCUCUCAAUGCCUCAACAUCAAUGCAUGAUGUGCAUCAGAGAUCACACUGGGACUGGUCAGCCGGGUCGGAGCACAGGCUAAGUACAGAUGAUGCAACAUAUGGUUCUCAUCAUAAUUCUCUUCUAAAGGAAAGCUGCCAACAACCUUCCCCUUUAGAGAUUGAAAGUCUCAAAGCUGAACUGGCUGCUUUGGCCAGGCAGGUAGAUGUGUCGGACUUGGAAUUACAGACCCUUAGGAAGCAAAUUAUGAAGGAAUGCAAAAGAGGGCAGGAUCUUACGAAGGAAAUCGUUGUCUUGAAAGGGGAAAGGGAUGCAUUCAAGACAGAAUGUGACAGUCUCAAGUCUUUUCAGAAACGCAUGGAAGAGGCCAAAGUGAGAAAUAGGUCACAGUUGGAAGGUGGAGACCUUCAUGCUCUUGUUGAAGAAAUAAGAGAAGAAUUGGAUUAUGAGAAAGACCUCAAUGCAAAUCUCAGGUUACAGUUAAAGAAGAUGCAAGAAUCUAAUGCCGAACUGGUUCUUGCUGUGCAGGACCUGGAUGAAAUGUUGGAGCAGAAAAAUAGUCAUACGUGUAACCAUUCCUAUGCAAACGACCAGGAUAAAAUUUCAGCGGAGAAAAAGAUAAACCUCUCUAAAUGUGAAUCGGAUGAUGAUGAUGAAGAACAGAAAGCAUUGGACGAGCUGGUUAAGGAACACGCCGAAGCCAAGGAGACACACAUACUGGAGAAGAAAAUAGUAGACCUCUAUGGUGAAAUAGAGAUGUACAGGAGAGACAAAGAUGAGUUAGAGAUGCAGAUGGAACAGCUCGCACUGGACUAUGAGAUAUUGAAGCAGGAAAACCAUGGCCUUGCAUAUAAGCUGGAGCAAAGCGAACUGCAAGACCAGCUGAAAAUGCAGUACGAAUGUUCAUCUUCUCCUUCUGCAAUGAAUGACAUUGAAAUCCACAUCAAGAAUCUGGAAAAUCAACUAAAGGAACAAUCAGAAGAUUUCACAAAUUCUCUGGCUACCAUCAAGGCACUUGAAACCCAUAUCAGAAAAUUGGAAGAGGAAAUGGAGAAGCAAGCACAAGGAUUUGAAGCUGAUCUAGAAGCAGUGACGCGUGACAAAGUUGAACAAGAACAGAGAGCUAUCCAAGCGGAGGAAGCUUUGCGAAAGACCAGACUGAGAAAUGCUAAAACUGCUGAGAGGCUGCAAGAGGAAUUCCGAAGGCUCUCCACACAAAUGACCACAACAUUUGAUGCGAAUGAGAAGGCUACCAUGAAAGCAUUGACAGAAGCGUGUGAAGUGCGUGCACAGAAAAGGGUACAGGAGGAAGAGCUGGAUAAAGUCAAAGAAGAACUUGAGUCAACUACUGCUGAGUAUGAGGUAAAACUGAACCAACUUUCCAACCAAGUAGAUAUGAUGAAAGGGCAGAUACAACAGAUGUUGUUGGAAAUUGAGGACAAGUCCAAGCAGCUUGAAAAUCAGAAGAAGCACGAGGAACAAGUUAGUAGGGAUUUCUCUAAUGAGAUCGGAUUACUAAAAGCUGAGAUUGGAAAGCAUAACAUGGAGAUUUCAUGCUUACUUGUGCAACUAGAAGAUAAGGAAAAUUUAAAAACUGAUUUGGAAAUUAUGAAGAAAUCAGUAGAGGAAUUUGAGACACUUUUACAGAAAGGAACUGUGGAAAGAAAUGAACUGUUGGCAACAAUUGAAUUGUUGAAGAGGGAGGCAGAAGAGUCACUUAAUGAGCUAAACAGAAUCAUCCAUCUCAAGGAUGAAAAAGAAACUGAGGUCAGAGUCUUGCAGUCAGAGUUGGAGGCCGUCAGAGCUCAGUACAAUGACCUGAAACACUAUUUUUCUAAGGAAGAAGUUGAGAAAGAAAAACUGCUAAAGCAAGUUUUCCAGCUAAAGGCUGAAUUGAAGAAGAAAGAUGAUGCUUUAAUCAGCUUCGAGAAGAGGUUCAGGGAAAGUAGUGCACGCGCACAACUUAGCGAUGGAACUAAAAAUAUUCUAAAGAACAAAAAAACUGCUUCAGUUCCUCAGAAUUCAAAGGAAAUAGCCACUCUGAAGGAGAAAAUAAAAACGCUUGAGGGCUUGAUACAGACAAAGGAAACAACCUUGGAAACUUCAACAACUUCAUUUUUGCAGAAGGAAAAGAAACUCCAGACCAAAAUUGAGGAGCUGGAGAACAAGGUAGAGGAAUUCAACCGAAGUGUUGCUUUGCAGAAGGUGGUUCAAGAUAGAAGUUUUACAGCUUCCAAUGAGAUAUCUGCUGAGCUAACAUCGUUGAAGGAAAGAAACAAAUCAAUGGAAAGUGAACUUAAAGAGAUGCAAGAGAGAUACUUAGAAAUGAGCCUCAAUUUUGCGGAGGUAGAAGGUGAAAGACAAAAGCUUGUGAUGGCUGUACGGAAUCUCAAGAGUACCCAGAAAGGCUAAUAUUUCAUAUCUUGGAUUCUGCAUUGUAUAGUUGCAGCAACCAAACAUAUGUCAUACGAAUAAAUUAACGUGUACAAUGGUAAAAUACGUGUAUUUUUUGUUCGUUUUUCUUUCUUAGUCUUGAUAUUUGCCUCCAAUGUUAUCAGUUUGUAAUGUCCAAGUGUUACUUUGUUGCCAAUGGUUCUCUCUCGCUGUCACGUUUGGUAACAAGGAUGAGCUGUUUUCUUGUAUUUUUUUUGCUUUUAUAAACAUACAUAUUCUUUAUUGUAUCUGUAAUUAGAAAAAAAAAUAGUUCUUUUAUUGGUAUAAUUCGAUUUAUCUGACCUA
Vigna angularis (adzuki bean) is the source of this 3731-nucleotide messenger RNA. Its product is annotated as intracellular protein transport protein USO1. The record is from RefSeq and is a predicted model, not a curated record. The coding region runs from base 231 to 3404 and encodes 1057 amino acids. NCBI's taxonomy places the organism in Eukaryota, Viridiplantae, Streptophyta, Magnoliopsida, Fabales, Fabaceae. The transcript is spliced from 8 exons.